UGGAUCUGAACUAGUUGAAGCAAGUACGAGAAAAGGGGGAGACUUUAAACGUUGUUUCGAGACUGAUACGUUAUACCACAUAAGUGGCAUUUAGUACAAUGGAUCUAUUCACUUACGAGGAAACUAAGAUGUACUUUUAUGAGAACAGGCUGAAGACGUAUUCGGGAUGGCCGUUCGAGGAUGGCUGCGCUUGUACUUCGGAAAACAUGGCCAAGGCCGGGUUCAUCCACACGCCGUCGGAGAACAGCCCCGACACGGCGCAGUGCUUCUUCUGCCUGAAAGAGCUGGAGGGCUGGGAGCCGGAGGACGAUCCUGUGAAGGAGCACAAAGUCCAUUCACCAGCCUGCAGUUUCAUCACGCUAAAGAAGUCUGUGAACGAGCUGACAGUGGAGGAGGUCAUCAAACUGCAGAAAGAGAGGGAGAAGUUUCUCGUUAAAAAGAAGUGCAAUCACAUCAUCGAGAGAUUCGAGGAUGCAGCCAAAUCGCGGAGGGCCGAGUUGAUUAAAAUGGCCAUGGACUAGGAGUGACGGACUGUGGGUUCUGUGCAGACUCCAGUCCUCAGUGAUCCUCCUGAGAUUUUUAAUUUGCUGUUUCUGAUUUUUGAUUUUGCCACUCUAGAGACCGCCUCGUCCACUGGCUGAAAUAUCUAUGCUUUAGUUUCCUGUCUCUCUGGGUGGACACAUGCAUUGCUGCACAGGCAUUACAAGAGAAACGUUUUUCUCCAUCUUCAAAGUUCCACCUCCUGCCCCUAAACUGCUGUUGCCCUCGGUUACCGUGUGACGCUGACUAGUUGCGCAACCGUGGCUGUUUUCAGUCAUGGUCCCACACAAAGGGGUGUAUUCUCCAGCCUGUCUGAUUGUUGUUGUCAUCGAUUACAGCCCCCUCCUAUUUUCAUGUCUGCCGCUUUCAUUUCCGUUGUUUGAGUAUCUGUGUAGUUUUCCAAAACUCCUGUGAUGAUUUUACUUCAGAAAAUGCUAGCAAGAGUUUGUCUGGGAUCUGUCAGAGCCUUUUUUUUUUUUUAAAUAUAAAUUUUUCUGUUUUUAAAAUUCUGUAAAUAAAUUUGCGUACAUUUGGUGACCUUU
Paramormyrops kingsleyae is the source of this 1082-nucleotide messenger RNA. It is a transcript of the gene birc5a, whose product is annotated as baculoviral IAP repeat containing 5a. Lineage: Eukaryota; Metazoa; Chordata; Actinopteri; Osteoglossiformes; Mormyridae. The record is from RefSeq and is a predicted model, not a curated record.